AUGACGAACACUGCUGCUGUCACCACAACCCCCGAGGUCCCAGUGACCAAGUCCGUUGCCAGCAACUCCACCGCUACUCCCUCCACCGAGGAUGCGCUCUUCCCUCUCUCCCUGAUCUCCCCCGAAGUCAGCGCUGCCCUCCCCGAAAACUACACAAUCCGUCCCAUGCGCCGUUCUGACUACCAACGGGGCUACCUGGACGUUCUCCGCGUGUUGACCACCGUCGGAGAGAUCUCGGAGGAGCAGUGGGACAAGCGCUACGACUGGAUCUCCUCCCGAAACGACGAGUACUACCUUCUUGUCGUCUGUGACGGAGAAGGACGUGUCGUUGGCACUGGCAGCUUGAUCGUGGAGCGCAAGUUCAUUCACUCCCUCGGCCUGGUGGGACACAUUGAAGACAUUGCCGUCGAGAAGGGACAGCAGGGAAAGAAGCUGGGAUUGAGAAUCAUCCAGGCUUUGGAUUACGUUGCUGCUCACGUUGGAUGCUACAAGAGCAUUCUCGACUGCUCGGAGGCAAACGAGGGCUUCUACGUUAAGUGUGGAUUCAAGCGUGCUGGUCUCGAGAUGGCACACUACUACUAG
Molecule: messenger RNA, 582 nt
Organism: Aspergillus wentii DTO 134E9
Lineage: Eukaryota; Fungi; Ascomycota; Eurotiomycetes; Eurotiales; Aspergillaceae
Gene: gup1
Product: glucosamine 6-phosphate N-acetyltransferase
Exons: 2
Coding region: 1-582 (193 amino acids)
Biological process (GO): UDP-N-acetylglucosamine biosynthetic process
Cellular component (GO): endoplasmic reticulum; Golgi apparatus; endoplasmic reticulum-Golgi intermediate compartment
Molecular function (GO): glucosamine 6-phosphate N-acetyltransferase activity; monosaccharide binding
Source: RefSeq, a predicted model, not a curated record